GACGAUAGACACUGGGCCCAAAGCAUUAAUGAUCUACCACCAGAUUUUACAGUGGAUACCAGGUGCUUUCUGCACUCACCUUUUAGACAAACAUUCUGUUCAGGUACUUUAAUGUAUGGGUUGUUCUCAGGAAGGACUAGUGCAAUGUGGCGCCUAAUAGCUGGCGUUUAAUAAAUAGAAAAUACAAAAAAUUCAAUUCAGGAUUAAAUAAAUACAAAAAUCCAGACAAGCCUUAAUGUUCUUCAGGGUUAGCAGGGGUUUCACCUCGCAGGAAACACGGGCUAAGGAUCUGAGAGUCUUGGACAAGGGCCAGAUUGUGAUGACGGUCUUCACUUGUGUGUUCUAUCUAAACCAAACUGUGUUCAAUUAGAUGUCUAUAUGAAAUAUUAAAAACCAAAUACAGAAAUAUCUAUAGAAGGUGCUGGGUAAACAUCUUAGUCCAACCAAUCAACAUGUGAAUUAAAUUUGUAUUAUUGUAUUUUAACAACAAUAUAAAUACUAACAACUAAAAUAACAUUAAUUAACCUGCAAAAUCCAUCCGGAACUGUUUGUUUCCCAGAACGGACUGUUGUAAGUGUUACACACACACACCGGAAAUACUGACAGCAUGGUGGUUCUCUUCUGAGGAGGCGGUCAAUUAUACGUAACUUAUUACGAUUUCAGUCACUGUAAUCAUAUAUUUUUUUAACUAGCCGAGGCAUUCAUUUAAAUAUAUCUGUUAUCGGUCAUCGGAUAUUCACAGAAAAUAAAAACCCUCGACUUAGACGAUGAAUGUUGGUGUUAACUGUGCAGUUUGGUUUUGCUAGAUUCAGUGAAAUUGAGUGUUGAUUUUUUUUUCCAUUCUGAUCCGCUGUUAGAAAUGUCUAAAGUAAAGCUAAAGCAACCCGUUAAGACUGUUAGUGCAGAAACAAACAAGAAAACUGAACGCGAUAAGAGAAACGCCAGAGCCGGCAAGAAAGGAAAACACAUGGUGCCGGAAGCGAAGAAACACGUAUUUCUUCCUCCCAGAGACGCUGCAGAGUUUUCGGAGAACUGGAAAAGACUUCUUAUGGUUCUCAACUCAAAGGAAGCUUCAAAGAAUUCAAAGAAGCUUCAGUCAUUACCAGUGAAAGAAUCCCACAAAGCUGCUCAGAGCAGCAACGAAGACGCAGAUAAAACCACACAUAAAGACUUAAACAAACGGCAAGGAUCCAAAGGGGCUGGAACGGAACAAAAUGGCAGUAAUCCUAAACGGCACAAAACUGAGAAGAGGAAAAUGAAUUGUUCUGAGGGAGGACAAAAGAAACCGACAGACAAAAGGAAGAAAGUUGAAGAGGUGGAAAAGAAACUAACGGAGGCAGAUAUCUGGUUUGACGACAUCGACCCUGAUGAUAUUGAGGCUGCUGUGGGCUCGGAGCCGGCUGACAUUGUGAGGAAGAGGACUGGUGUGACUAAAACAGAUGCCAAAAUUACAGAGAGCAGCACGGAACAGUUGCUGGUCAAGGGGAGCACUUGCGAUGGAUUGACACGUGCUGUUGCUAUGGAUUGUGAGAUGGUAGGGGUGGGGCCUGGAGGAGAGGAGAACAUGUUGGCCCGCGUCUCCAUCGUCAACUACUUUGGCAAGUGUGUUUAUGACAAAUAUGUUAAACCAACAGAGAAAGUCACCGACUACAGGACGGCUGUGAGCGGCAUUCGGCCUGCUGACAUUGAACACGGGGAGAACUUCAAAAUAGUACAACAGGAAGUGGCUGAGAUUCUGGACGGCCGAAUAUUAGUGGGACACGCCAUCCAUAAUGACCUGAAGAUUUUGUUACUGGAUCACCCAAAAAGAAAUACGAGAGACACUCAGAAGUACAAACCGUUUAAGAAGAUAGUAAAGAGUGGACGUCCGGCGCUGAAGGUUUUGUGUCGGGAGAUUCUGAAUGUGAAAGUACAGCAGGGAGAGCACUCGUCUGUCCAGGAUGCUCAGGCCACCAUGCGUUUGUACACACUGGUGAAAAAGAAGUGGGAGGCAGAUCUUAAAGCCAGCAGGGUUCAGACCACCAGCCAGAAAAGCCCUCGCAAACCCAGAGCUAAAGCUGACUCGAGAAACGCUCAAAUGCCCAACGCACACAGGAGGUGAAGAAUGAACCGGAGCUGAAACUGAAACACACACCCACACAGUAAUGACAGAAGAGUUCCAGGUGACGAGUGUUUCCAUCACAUUACAUCCAGCAGUAAAUCACUCCUUCAGUAGUUCUCUCAGUCUUAUCAUUAGCAAUGUCUGGCGUGGCAUCUCUAAUUUUGGGGUCAGUUUAUAAUAAUUCAUUGACACACAUCAGCUCUUUACUUCAUAGGUGACUGCCAGUGAAUAAUGCAUCAAUCACACUCGCUGCAUUCCUCCAGUGCAGCACUUUGGAAAUGUUCCAUGUAUAUAUGUGUACGUACACAUGUAUUUGUAUUUCAGACACGGUGUCUAACAGUUUGUUUUAUUCUUCAGAGUCAUUUUGAAUGCACACUAUUAAAAGACGUCUAAAAGAGAGCCGCAUAUACGAGUGAGUUUAUAUUAGUAUAGGUGGAGAGGUCACAGAAAACAUUCUUUUCAGAUUUCUACUGAAAUUUUAGAUGUGGAGGAAUUUAUAUCCUGAAUUUAUUUAUUUCUGUAAAGCUGCUUUGUGACAAUGUCCGUUGUUAAAAUCCCUAUACGAAUAAAAAUGCAAUUGAA
This is a messenger RNA of Ictalurus furcatus (blue catfish), 2683 nucleotides long. RefSeq names its product REX4 homolog, 3'-5' exonuclease (gene rexo4). The record is from RefSeq and is a predicted model, not a curated record. Gene Ontology annotation, biological process: DNA catabolic process; rRNA processing. NCBI's taxonomy places the organism in Eukaryota, Metazoa, Chordata, Actinopteri, Siluriformes, Ictaluridae. The coding region runs from base 860 to 2101 and encodes 413 amino acids. Gene Ontology annotation, molecular function: nucleic acid binding; 3'-5' exonuclease activity. Gene Ontology annotation, cellular component: nucleus. The transcript is spliced from 8 exons.